AUGGAUCUCAAUAGCCAGCUCCCUAGCUCCCAAUUAUUUGAGCGGGAUGAGUUCUCGCGGUUCUUACACUUUUUCCAGAAAUAUGAGAUCACUACUGUCGAUAUCAUGACCAAAGGAGUCAAGGACCUAGUGGAGAUGACCAGCUUAUCAUUAGCCAAACAUUACCAAGGUACAGCUCUUCAUGGAAAAUCGGCAAUGACUUCCAAAGACUUUAUCGUGUUAAAGGAUAUUUUGAACAAGGAAAUUGAUGUGAAAUUGAAGAUUGAAGGGUAUGAUGGUGCAUGCCUGAAAGAAGCUAAUGAUCUUCACAAAGAGAGUAGUAAUGUGGAUCCGAUGACUUCAACUCCCAAGAGGUUCACCACAGGAAGUUUGAAAUUGGAUAAAAUACUUGGAGGUGGCAUCCCUUUAGGUUAUGUCACGGAAAUCUCCGGCGAAAGCUCCAGUGGGAAAACCCAGCUCCUCAUACAGUUGGCUCUUUAUUGUCAAAUCCCUGAAACUAUGGGUGGGCUCAGCACUGACAAAACCAAGGCAAAAGUGUUCUUCUUAUCCACUGAGGCAAUGCUCCCGAUCACCCGAAUCAUCCAAUUACAAAAAAAAAUGUUUUUGAACAAUUCUAAUUUCACAAAACAAGUGGGGGAUCCAGAAGAAGCAGGGCCGGCUCUAGAAAAUAUCAUUUCUCAUUUCAUCAGUAAAAACUGGGACCAGCAAUCAGAGCUUUUACUUUUCCAUCAACUACCGAAACUUUUAUCGCGAGAUAAGUCCAUUAAAAUUUUGAUAAUCGAUAGUAUUUCUCAUCAUCUUAGGUCUGGUUUGAACGGUGGUGGCGCGAAAGAGAACCUGACAUUUGAAGAGCAAUGGAAUUACAAUGUCGAUGUCAAUUUAUAUCUUGACAGAUUAUACGGGCAUUUGCAGAAAAUUGCAGAAAAGUUUGGCAUUGCAGUAGUGAUAUCUAACCAAGUGACCUCGAUCCCAGUAGAAAAUGAGGGUUUGCAAAAAAUAGAUUGUCUUGAUCGGGAUUAUCAACUCGGAUGGCUCCAUGGGUGGGACUUGUUCGAGAUUAGUAAAGAUCAAAUUGACUCCCAUCAAUUGUCUAAAUUCAGUGGUGGCUCACGAGAUGGGCGUUUUUGUAUAUUUGCCCCAUCGGAAUCGAGUGAGUAUGUGAAGAAAUCCGUAGACAUAACUGGGAAUCCCUCGUAUAGGAGCCAGCGCAAUAAUAUCGAUGAGGACGAAGAAGAGAAUCAGAAUUUGCCUAAGCCUGUGAUGGCAUUCAAUCGAACAGUGCCAUGUUUGAGCUUGCAAUGGGCCAAUAGAAUUCCCACCAGGCUUUUUCUAUCAAAGACCACCAAUCCGUUUGAAAUCAAUAGUAAACGGAUGGAAAUCAAUGAGCAGCUACGAAUGAGAGAAUUAGCAUUUAAACAACAAAGAAUCAGGAAAUUAACCCAGCACAGCGUUAGAAAGAUUGAAAAACUCCAGAAUUAUCGGAAAAGCUUUGUGGAACAAAAUCAUGAGAAGGAUUUUGCUAAAACACUUGCUAUCAUUGACCGACACAUUGAAUUUGAGCAGCGACGAUUACAGAAGUAUGAAAUCCACGCUUAUAAAAAUGAUGACAGGCGUUUGAGGUUGAUAAAUUUGCAGGAUAUUAGAGAAGUGGGCUACGACAAGAAACAUUUCUUUGUAAGGUUGACCAAUUCGGUGUUUGGAGGUCAUUUGCAGACUUUGGAGGUCCGUAUUUCGGACAAGGGCUACAAGUGUGUUUAG
This is a messenger RNA of Saccharomycopsis crataegensis, 1758 nucleotides long. RefSeq names its product putative DNA-dependent ATPase RAD57 (gene RAD57). The record is from RefSeq and is a predicted model, not a curated record. Gene Ontology annotation, molecular function: ATP hydrolysis activity; DNA strand exchange activity; ATP binding. Gene Ontology annotation, biological process: mitotic recombination; DNA repair; reciprocal meiotic recombination. Gene Ontology annotation, cellular component: condensed nuclear chromosome. The transcript has a single exon. The coding region runs from base 1 to 1758 and encodes 585 amino acids. Lineage: Eukaryota; Fungi; Ascomycota; Saccharomycetes; Ascoideales; Saccharomycopsidaceae.